AUGGACCCUCAGCGUGUAAAGGAAGCCGGACCAAUAGCACCUAGUAGUGUUAAGGCAGCAAGAAAGAGUUUUGCCGUUACUAAUACUUACGUGAAAAAUGUCACUCCCCAAAAGGAAAUUGUUACUGUACAUACUAGCUCACCCAAUAUUGAACAUCGUUCAUUCCACACUGAACAAAAUCAAAUAUAUCAAGGGGAAGUGAACGUGCUUUCUAUCAUCGAUACAAAUAAGGACAUAAUGUGUUGCAAAUAUACCGAAGACACAAAAGAUAUCGCAACAGGUUUUAUAGAUGGAAUUAUCAGGUUGUUUGACUGCAAUACUGGAAAUUGCACGCACACACUAGUAGACGACGAAUGUCGUGCGUAUCCUGGCCCCGUCACAGCAAUCAAACAUAGACCCGUUAGCAAGGCACAUCCCAUCACGAACAUGCUAUUGUCAUCUUAUGUAAAUGGAUGCAUAAAGUGUUGGAAAUAUAAAUACGAUCAAUGUAUUUAUACAAUAAGAGAAAAACGUCAAACUUUGGGUAUUUGUUAUCAUCCACGGUUUACAAAGUUCGUGACGUAUGGAGAUGAUGCUAAACUAAAUAUGUAUGACGAAGAGGCUCAAACACAAGAACGAACUUUUUACUCCAGUGGGAGAAAAAAUAUAAUCGACGGUCAUACAUCGAGAAUAUUUGCAUGUGUUUUUAACCCUAAAUCUCAUCAUGAACUGAUAUCUGGAGGAUGGGACGAUACGGUGAUGUGCUGGGAUGAUAGGCAACCUUACGCAACAAAACAUUUUACAGGCAUACACAUGUGUGGCGAAGGAUUGGACUUCGAUAAACCAGGAAAGCAAAUACUCACGUGCUCGUGGCAAGAUAAAGACAUUAUUCAAAUUUGGGACUACGGCUCAUGUAAACUUAUAGAAACAAUUGUACCGGAUAACCACCAGUGCAAACUUUAUUGUGGGAAGUUAGUUCCGCAGACUAGUUUAGCUGUGUGUGGUGGUUCUGAUUCCAAUGUGCUGCGUGUGGUUGAUAUAAAUAUGAAAAUGGUAAGAAUUCUGAACUCGCUUUCCACCCACAUGGUCUAUAGAAAUUCUCAUGGGAGUAGGAUUGAAAAUCCUGGGGUAAAGCAGCCUUAG
Molecule: messenger RNA, 1122 nt
Organism: Zerene cesonia (dogface butterfly)
Lineage: Eukaryota; Metazoa; Arthropoda; Insecta; Lepidoptera; Pieridae
Exons: 5
Coding region: 1-1122 (373 amino acids)
Molecular function (GO): protein binding
Source: RefSeq, a predicted model, not a curated record